This is a messenger RNA of Capronia epimyces CBS 606.96, 2013 nucleotides long. RefSeq lists its product as uncharacterized. The transcript is spliced from 5 exons. Gene Ontology annotation, biological process: positive regulation of transcription by RNA polymerase II. Bases 1 to 2013 code for a protein of 670 amino acids. The record is from RefSeq and is a predicted model, not a curated record. Gene Ontology annotation, molecular function: transcription cis-regulatory region binding; DNA-binding transcription factor activity. Gene Ontology annotation, cellular component: nucleus. Lineage: Eukaryota; Fungi; Ascomycota; Eurotiomycetes; Chaetothyriales; Herpotrichiellaceae.
AUGCGUUCCUUUGAGCACCACCAUCCUCGACGGGGCUCACGCCUGGCCGGCGGCAGCCGUAAACGGCGCCGGGUGGAAUCCACCCCCGGAUCUCGGACCGAGCCGGAAGAAACAACGACAACGACGACGACGAAUGCAUCCGACAACCAAAACAACGCUGAUGCCCAAGGCGAGCAGCAGCAGCAGGCGUCGUCUUCCUCAGACCACACCCUCGAUCAUACAGAGCUGUGGUCCGAUCAGAACUUCUUCGCUGUCGACCCGUUCCCCAUUGACCCGCGAGGGCCGUUCAGCCAGGCUCUUCUAGAUGAGUUCCUCGCCCCUGAUACCGCUCGAGAGGCUUGGGAUGCGGACCUGGCAAGUCUCGCCAGUGAGCAGUCGCAGUCAAGUAGUACCGUCGAAGGCGACCUUGUCACCAGGAUCCUCUUCCCGGAUCUGCCGAGUUUGCUACACCGUCAAGUCGAUCUUGGCCUCCUGAACCCCUUCGCCGAGGGCUCGGUUGGCAGAUACAACGCCCCUAGAACCGUCGUUGCAGCGGAAGGAGAGGUCAAUGGCUACCUCAAGUUUCGCUUGCAACGCACACAGACAGGCUUCACUGAGACGCGCAAGGGCAACAGGGUGUUCGGCCGCACCUCCUUUGGAACCCGGCAGCGUCCGUCCGCGUUGGCGCAAUGGGAAAGGACAAUCAUCCCAUUACUGCCCUCAGGGUUCGGGAGAGCAUUAAAGCUCGACGACAAAGACCGCACACUGCUGAACUUUUACACCACUGCCUACUGUCGAGGCCGAACAUUGAUUCCUCAGAACAAUGCCUGGCUCACGGAAAUCACGCCCAUGGCAGAGUCGGACCCAAUAGUUCAGCACUCCCUCUUGGCCCUCUCGGGAGCCUAUGUCUUAGACUAUGUCCAGAGCGACGAUCUCCGACAGCGGACCAACCGCCACUAUGCCAAAGCCUGCGAGCUCAUCAGCCAGGCGUUGUCAAAUGCUGAAUCUCACGAUGUCGGCAAAAGUGCCGCUCUUGUUGCUGCCGUCAUCUUGUUGGAGGCCGACGACGAGAUAAUUUGGGAGCUGCGCCGGCCCAAGUCGGAAAUCCCAAACUUCAUCAGAGGUCUCCAUCUUGCCAAAAGGCUUCUCGACCACUCCGACCCGGGUUAUCGAUACUGGAAAGCAACCAAUGUACAAAGCACCAAAUCAUGGGCGGGAUUGUCCAUGGUGGUCGCAGUAGGAUGUAUUCUGCCCGAGCUCAUGUCACCUUUGUUGCCGACGAACCCCAAGGAUAGCAACUACUCCUGGCUCUUGUGGGGGACGAAAAAGGAGGUGCACACGAUUUACGGCUGCAAAGGUCUAUCGCCAAAGCUCAUCCACAUAUUUGCGCAGAUCACACGCCUCUGCGCGCAACUGAAGGAAUCGCCAGAUUCGGUGAUUGUCCCCAUGGGUGCGGCUAAGAUUCAGGAGAUACUCGAGUCUUUCCGUCAGCGAUCUCGGCUGUCAGAGGGGUAUCCCACCACGCAGGAGCUCUUGGAUUCUUGUGAGCUAGAUGAGGAUGGCAAAGUCAACAGCGCGACCAAAGUCACCGAACUUUCGGGUGAGUGCUGGGUGUAUACAGCCAAAAUCUAUUUGCAGUGCAGGUUCUUCAGGAAACCGCGGUCACAUCCAGACGUGCGUUCCGCCCGGGUAAUGCUGCAACGUUGCCUCAAGCCAUUGCCCGAAUCUGGUCCUCUGUUGACAGCUCAAACCCCCUUCUUUCCUGUCGUUCUGAUGGCCAUCAUCUCGUACACGCCGGAAGAUCGAGACGUGGCACGUGAGUGGUUUGAAAGUGUCCUCGCACGUGGUGGACGAUCGAAUAUUCCUCCCAUCUGGCAAGCUACAAAGCUCUUAUGGGCUUGGUUAGACGGCUAUUCUGUCGGGGAGGAGAGUAUGUCAUACGACGAGGACACUCCGGUCGGUCUUCGACAUGCAUGGUGGGAGGAUAUGGUAGAGUAUCUGAUGGAGGAAGUUGGCUGGAUGAGUUUGACAUGA